GUUUUGUUUGUCUUACGCUCUCUCGGUACUCUUUCGAUUUUUUCUACCGAUUAAGUAGGUACCGAUUCUUUCGAAUUUCAAAGCACAUUAGCACACUCAAAGUUCAAUUCCGUUUUAAUAGUUAAAUUAAAUGUUAUCAAUAGUAGUGUUAUUAAUGUAACUUACGAAUAUUAUUUAUAAACUAAACUCGCCUGUGAUAUGAGAAUGUAAUUGUAGGGCAUAAUUUUAUUUAUUGCUACAAACUAUUUCGCCAUCAUUUAUUUUUGUAGUUGUACGUCAUGAUUCCGACUCGUGCCGUUCCGUUGGUUUAACCAUGAAUUUCAAUUUUCACUGCACAAGGCCGCUGGAGUUUACCGUUUAGUAGUUUAUCAUCCUCGUCCAAAGAGUAUGUAAUCACUACACUACGUUUUCCUCGUCCGUGGAGAGCGAACGUUUUUUAGCAAUUAACUCAAUAUCUAAGAUAAGAUAUCUAAUAACUCAGUACUACAUACAUACUGGCCGAAGAACCGGCAACCUUGAACUUAAAAAUUGUAUGAAAAUCGUUUGAGAAUCCUUACACAAUGUUACGAAGUGCAUCGAAAGUGACUAUAAACACAGGAAAUGUGUUGAACCUUAUAGAUAUAAAGAAGAAGGCUGGUCAAAAUGUCACAGAAGAGCUGUCAGAAAGCAUAAAGCUAACCCUAACAGAAUGGGGCUCUCAAAAUGGUUUCCCUAUAGUAAACGGUACUGCGCAUACAGAAUCUUCACAACAUUCCGACUAUGUGGUGGUGUCAACGUCCGCAGCAUCCCAUGAGGCAGUGGUCAAUAUCACACGGCCACAUGAUGAUGUCCAGAAUAAAAUGGCGGAGGAGGAACGGAAGAACCUGAAAAUCGGUGUUAAAAUAUUCAUAAAUGAAGACAGUACAACAGCUUUGAAGGAGUGUUUGGAAAAUGUGUUCACAGCCCUACAAACUGAGCACAUAGAGAAUGUAAUCCUGUCAUACAACCCGGACAUUCUGCACCGAGAUGAGGUCAGGGAUGACACCACUGUCAAGAACAGCUUUACCAAAGCAUCCCCAAUAUCGAUAGGAAGUAAUGUUGCACGCAUGUCGAGUACAGAAGUUGAUGCGGACAGCGAAGCAGACGCGAGGAAGUGUGAAGCGAUACUGCCCGGUAUUAAGGUGUUGUGGGCGGUGCUCGAAGAUUACGUUAAAGAGGGACGCGUCCAACAAUUAGGCGUAGCGGACGUAGGGGGUGGUUGUCUCAGGAAGCUCCACGCGUGGGCGCUGGUCAAGCCCACGAUCGCGCAGAUCAACCUUGCCUCGUGUUGCGUUGUACCGCCCUCUCUACAUGCCUUCUGCAAAGCCAACGAUGUGCAGUUACUUACGCACGCGGAUCCUCCUGAUCUUCUUUCACUCGCCGCAGUAAAAACAUUAUCAGACGCGGGCAUCGGUUGUAACAACUUGGACUGGUGCGCGAGGUACCAGGUUCACAUCAAGUGCAGAGGGGUGCUUGCUCUCAAAGGAUAUGUGUGUAAAGCUACGCUAGGGAACAAGGGAGAUUGACACAAUACUAUACAAUAAUAAAAAAAAUAGAUAUAUUUUUAAAAUAUUAA
This is a messenger RNA of Maniola jurtina (meadow brown), 1594 nucleotides long. RefSeq names its product glutamate--cysteine ligase regulatory subunit (gene Gclm). The transcript is spliced from 6 exons. Gene Ontology annotation, biological process: glutathione biosynthetic process. Gene Ontology annotation, molecular function: glutamate-cysteine ligase catalytic subunit binding; enzyme regulator activity. The record is from RefSeq and is a predicted model, not a curated record. NCBI's taxonomy places the organism in Eukaryota, Metazoa, Arthropoda, Insecta, Lepidoptera, Nymphalidae. Bases 561 to 1544 code for a protein of 327 amino acids. Gene Ontology annotation, cellular component: glutamate-cysteine ligase complex.